UGGGUUUUGCUACCUGUUACUACCGUUCUUAGUAUGGCUACGUCUACGCCACUGAUUGUGCUCGUCGUUGGGGUGCUGCUGUGCAUUCUGGGCCAGUCACGGGCCUCACCGCUGUCGGGAGAGCCCACCGGGGUGGCUCAAGUUCCGCAAAUUCCGAACAUGCCCGGACCGGGCGAUUUCCCCAGGCCGCCCAAUAUGGCGCAGAGCCGUGUGGUACGUCAAGCACCGCCGGACUUUCCCGACCAAGGAAAGAUGCCACCACCGCCCGAAGGCCCGCCGCCGAUGCCGUCGAUGGUCUGAAUCACGCCGGCACACUAUCGAGCCCGCCGGGACACGGAAACGCCCUCGGGGCAGGCAAACGAUCUUCCGACCUUCGCUCAAACUACUUCGCACGGACGGCGUGAAAAGCGGGCCGCCAAAGGGACCGGGGGCAAGUUUCCCAGUAAAACUGGAUAA
Molecule: messenger RNA, 456 nt
Organism: Anopheles bellator
Lineage: Eukaryota; Metazoa; Arthropoda; Insecta; Diptera; Culicidae
Product: actin nucleation-promoting factor WAS-like
Exons: 4
Coding region: 34-300 (88 amino acids)
Source: RefSeq, a predicted model, not a curated record